Messenger RNA from Gastrolobium bilobum, 1125 nucleotides. Its product is annotated as chlorophyll a-b binding protein CP29.3, chloroplastic. Gene Ontology annotation, cellular component: plastoglobule; chloroplast thylakoid membrane; chloroplast envelope. Bases 97 to 936 code for a protein of 279 amino acids. The record is from RefSeq and is a predicted model, not a curated record. The transcript has 2 exons. NCBI's taxonomy places the organism in Eukaryota, Viridiplantae, Streptophyta, Magnoliopsida, Fabales, Fabaceae. Gene Ontology annotation, biological process: response to light stimulus; photosynthesis, light harvesting in photosystem I.
AUACAUUAAUAAAUAAAUAUUAUAUAUAUUAUAUUCAUUUCCCACUUUGUAUACUCAGACUCUCAGAGACACCUGAGUGCUCUUGCAAACUCCGCCAUGGCCACCGCCGCAGCCGCCGCCGCAUCAUACUUCUUCGGCACCCGUCUCGGCAACCCAACCUCAAACACUGGAAGAUUCCACGCACUCUUCAACCUGGGUAUCAAGAAGGCAUCCUCACCAUCGCAGAAGAAAAAGGAGGUGAAACAGAAAGUGAAACCCGAUGGAGACCGGCUCGUGUGGUUCCCGAAAGCACAGCCACCGGAGUGGCUCGACGGGACCAUGAUCGGGGACCGCGGGUUCGACCCAUUUGGGUUCGCGAAACCCGCAGAGUACCUUCAGUUCGAUUUGGACUCGCUGGACCAGAACCUUGCGAAGAACGAGUAUGGCGACGUGAUUGGAACCAGGUUUGAGACCGCUGAGGUUAAACCCACGCCGUUUCAGCCCUACACGGAGGUGUUCGGGUUGCAGAGGUUCCGUGAGUGUGAGCUCAUUCAUGGAAGGUGGGCAAUGUUGGGUGCUCUCGGUGCCUUGGCCGUUGAGGCUCUCACUGGUGUCGCAUGGCAAGACGCUGGAAAGGUAGAGCUGGUGGAAGGAUCAUCCUACUUGGGACUUCCUCUUCCAUUCUCAGUGACCACAUUGAUCUGGAUUGAGGUGCUAUUGCUAGGCUACAUUGAGUUUCAAAGAAAUGCAGAGCUUGACCCAGAAAAAAGGUUGUACCCAGGUGGCAAGUUCUUUGAUCCUCUGGGUUUGGCAAACGACCCUGAAGAGAAGGCCAGACUUCAACUAGCAGAGAUUAAGCAUGCACGCUUGGCUAUGGUGGUCUUCCUCAUCUUUGGAAUUCAAGCUGCUGUAACAGGAAAAGGUCCUAUCAGUUUUAUUGCUACCUUCAACAAGUGACAUAACUCUACAAAUGAAACCUUAAAGCUCAUUUUCCUCUAUUAAGUCACUCUCACCUUGUACUGCAAUUUUAUUAAUUUUUUUCUGUACACCCCACAAGAUAAAAACUCCUAUGUAUAACAUAUAAAUGUAUAUGUAUGUACUCUGUUGUAUGCUUCUGUAUAAUAUGGUAUUGCUGCUUUGGUGCCA